Molecule: messenger RNA, 2844 nt
Organism: Salpingoeca rosetta
Lineage: Eukaryota; Choanoflagellata; Craspedida; Salpingoecidae
Exons: 25
Coding region: 1-2844 (947 amino acids)
Cellular component (GO): plasma membrane
Source: RefSeq, a predicted model, not a curated record
AUGGCGACGCCAGUGUGGAUGAUGUUGUCGACGCUGCUGUUGUUGUUGGCAGCCUCGGACAAUGCCGCUGUUCUUGCUGGUCAACCGGAAUGCACCAUCAUCAAGGAUUACGGCUGCUUUGUGGACACACUGAAGCCGCGCACGCUCCCGCAGAAGGCCGACAACGCCUACUCGUACAAAGAAUGUGCCGCAAACUGCUUCAGCCUCGGGUUUACGGGCACUGCCGGUGCAGAGGGCGGAGAGGAGUGCUGGUGCUCAAACGAGAGUGGACCCGUUGGUGGCAGCGCACCCCAAUCCGAGUGUGACAAGACAUGCAGGGACGACAGCACGCAGGAGUGCGGUGGCCUCUCACGUUUGAGCCAGUUCAGCUUCAAGUGCACGUCUGGCCAGAAGUUUUACUCUUGCUCAGGCGGCAAGUGUGUUGAGGACCCCCAGGGUCCCUGGAGUCACCCCAACUGCAACGGCCAAUGCAAGGCACCGCCACCGCCACCAACAACCACGACGACGGCCACCCCAUACACCACCCCACACCCUCGGACAACAGCACAGCCGCUGACCUGCGAAAUUGUGAACGAUUACGGCUGCUUUGUGGACACACUGAAGCCGCGCACGCUCCCGCAGAAGGCCGACAACGCCUACUCGUACAAAGAAUGUGCCGCAAACUGCUUCAGCCUCGGGUUUACGGGCACUGCCGGUGCAGAGGGCGGAGAGGAGUGCUGGUGCUCAAACGAGAGUGGACCCUUCAGCUUCAAGUGCACGUCUGGCCAGAAGUUUUACUCUUGCUCAGGCGGCAAGUGUGUUGAGGACCCCCAGGGUCCCUGGAGUCACCCCAACUGCAACGGCCAAUGCAAGGCACCGCCACCGCCACCAACAACCACGACGACGGCCACCCCAUACACCACCCCACACCCUCGGACAACAGCACAGCCGCUGACCUGCGAAAUUGUGAACGAUUACGGCUGCUUUGUGGACACACUGAAGCCGCGCACGCUCCCGCAGAAGGCCGACAACGCCUACUCGUACCAGGAGUGUGCCGCAAACUGCUACGUGCUCGGGUACAUCGGCACUGCUGGCAUUGAGAACGGCGAGGAGUGUUGGUGCUCAAGUGAGAGCAGCUCUGUUGGUGAUAUUGCACCCCAAUGCCGCAAGUGUGUUGAAGAUCCCCAGGGCCCCUGGAGCGACCCCAACUGCAACGGUGCAUGCACGGUACCAACGCCGUUCCCGCCGCCAAUCACAACCACGACCACUUCGACCACACCACACACUACAACAACAGUCCCGACCAAUACAACCACGACCACUACCACUUCAACAACAGCCACGACGACCGCCCCACACACCCCUACACACGCUCCGACCCCACAGUCCCUGACCUGCGAGAUUGUGAACGAUUACGGCUGCUAUGUGGACACCCUGAAGCCACGCACGCUUCCAUACAAGACCGACAAUGCUUACUCGCUCAAGGAAUGUGCCGCACGCUGCUACGAACUUGGGCAUAUCGGCACUGCCGGCGUUGAGAACGGCGAGGAAUGCUGGUGCUCAGACGCGAGUGGACCCGUUGGUGCUACCGCCCCCAAAUCCAAGUGUGACAAGACAUGCUGGGAUGACAACACGCAGAAGUGUGGUGGCCUGUCUCGCUUGAGCGAGUUCAGUUUCAAGUGCACGUCUGGUCAACAGUUUUACUCUUGUGCAGGCGGCAAGUGCGUCGAGGAUCCCCAGGGUCCCUGGAGUGACUCCAACUGCGGUGGCGCAUGCACGGCACCGCCAUCCCCGCCAUCACCACCCGGCCCAUCGCCGCCUGCUCCCCCUGGUCCAUCACCACCAUCGACAACACCAGAGCCCCUGACCUGCAAAAUUGUGAACGAUUACGGCUGCCACGUGGACACCAAGACACCACGCACUCUUCCGCAGAAGGCUGGGUUUGCAUCCUCCCAUCAGGAGUGUGCUGCAAACUGCUACAGGCUGGGCUUCACGGGCACCGCUGGCGUGGAGAAGGGCGAGCACUGCUGGUGCUCAGACGAAUUCGGUCCUGUCGGUGCAGCUGCUGCCACAUCCGAGUGCGACCGACGCUGCCAAGAUCGUCCCUCCUCCCAGCGCUGUGGUGGCAAUUCUCGCCUGAGCGAAUUCGCUUUCCAGUGCACACCCGGUCGCAAGUUCUACUCAUGCGCAGCCUCUUAUUGCGUGGAGGAUCCCCACGGCCCCUGGAGUGACCCCGACUGCGGUGGCGCAUGCAAGGCACCAUCACCAACACCGCCACCGCCACCAACCACGACGACCACCCCAGUGCCUACCACUCCAUCGCCACCAUCCCCCUCCAUGCACUGCACCAUCCUUAUGGACUUCGGCUGUUUCAAGGAGACGUUCACGCCACGCACCCUCCCCCACUACGCUGGUCCUGUGAAGUCGACUGUUGAGUGCGCGUCUGCCUGCUUUGACUUGAAGUUCAACGGCACUGCCGGUGUCGAGAACGGCACGCAGUGCUGGUGCUCAGACACAUAUGCGCCCCUCGGCCCACCUCUACCUUCAGCAUCCUGCUCCAAGCGGUGCAAAGGUGACCGUGCCCACCACUGCGGCGGGCCUGCCAGCAUCAACGAGUUUGCAUUCAAGUGCUCAUCCAAGCAGUUCCACUACAGCUGCUCUCUUGGGCGGUGCGUGGCCGACCCCACGGGCCCUUUCAUCACCUCAGAUUGCAACGGCAAGUGCAAUGCGGCUGUAGCUGCAGCACCGCUCCGGUCACAGCCACGCUUCACGUGCCGAGGCCGCCAGUGCGUGGAGGAUGCAGACGGCGAGUACGCGUCGUUCAAUUGCGACCACGCAUGCGAUCCAACCUUCCUCGAGACCUGA